This is a messenger RNA of Trypanosoma cruzi, 255 nucleotides long. Its product is annotated as DNA-directed RNA polymerase subunit, putative. Gene Ontology annotation, biological process: transcription by RNA polymerase I; transcription by RNA polymerase II; tRNA transcription by RNA polymerase III. The transcript has a single exon. Gene Ontology annotation, cellular component: RNA polymerase III complex; RNA polymerase II, core complex; RNA polymerase I complex. Lineage: Eukaryota; Euglenozoa; Kinetoplastea; Trypanosomatida; Trypanosomatidae. Bases 1 to 255 code for a protein of 84 amino acids. The record is from RefSeq and is a predicted model, not a curated record. Gene Ontology annotation, molecular function: DNA-directed RNA polymerase activity; zinc ion binding; DNA binding.
AUGCUUAUUCCUGUGCGUUGCUACUCCUGCGGGAAAGUCAUUGGGAACCUUUACGAGACGUACCAGCAGCUGCUUAGCGAGGACUACACUGAGGCGGAGGCGCUCAACGCCCUGCAGCUUGACCGCAUGUGCUGCCGCCGCAUGAUAUUGUCGCACAUCGACCUUGUGGACGACUUGCUGCCGUACAGCGUGCCUGUGGUGGGAACCAUGCCGUUUGCCAAUCCACUGCAGACGUCAAAACCGCACCGCCGGUGA